AUGUACAGCAUGCUGGAGACUGAGAUCAAGACGCAGCAGCCCACGCCGGGCAGCACCGGGGGCAACCCCGCUCCGGGGAGCAACGGGAAAGGCAGCGGAGGUGGUGGGGCCAGCAACGGAGCGGGGACCGGCUCGGACCAGGACCGCGUGAAGCGCCCCAUGAAUGCCUUCAUGGUGUGGUCGCGGGGCCAGCGGCGAAAAAUGGCCCAGGAGAAUCCUAAAAUGCACAACUCUGAGAUCAGCAAACGCCUCGGGGCCGACUGGAAGCUGCUUAGCGAUGCCGAGAAACGGCCCUUCAUCGACGAGGCCAAGAGGCUGCGGGCCGUGCACAUGAAGGAGUAUCCGGAUUACAAAUACCGGCCCCGAAGGAAGACCAAGACUUUACUGAAGAAGGACAAAUACUCGCUGCCCGGUAACCUGCUGGCCCCAGGGGGGGGCAACGUGGUGAGUAGCCCCGUCGGGGUGGGGCAGAGAAUUGACAGUUAUGCCCACAUGAACGGCUGGACCAACGGGGCUUACUCACUGAUGCAAGACCAGAUGGGCUACAGCCAGCACCCGGGCAUGAACAGCCCCCAGCUGCAGCAGAUGCACCGCUACGACAUGACGAGCCUGCAGUACAGCCCCAUGAUGUCCACGGCCCAGACCUACAUGAACGCCGCCUCAACCUACAGCAUGUCACCCGCGGCCUACGGCCAGCAGCCCUCCACGGCCAUGAGCCUGAGCUCCAUGGGCUCGGUGGUGAAAUCCGAGCCCAGCUCGCCGCCUCCUGCCAUCACUUCCCACUCACAAAGAGCCUGCCUGGGAGACCUGCGGGAUAUGAUCAGCAUGUACCUGCCCCCGGGGGGGGAUGCCACAGACCCUUCCGCCCUGCAGAGCAGCAGGUUACACAGCGUCCACCAGCACUACCAGAGUGCUGGGACUGGCGUGAAUGGUACCGUACCACUAACCCAUAUAUAA
Calypte anna (Anna's hummingbird) is the source of this 957-nucleotide messenger RNA. RefSeq names its product transcription factor SOX-3. Gene Ontology annotation, molecular function: RNA polymerase II cis-regulatory region sequence-specific DNA binding; DNA-binding transcription factor activity, RNA polymerase II-specific. NCBI's taxonomy places the organism in Eukaryota, Metazoa, Chordata, Aves, Apodiformes, Trochilidae. Gene Ontology annotation, biological process: anatomical structure morphogenesis; positive regulation of transcription by RNA polymerase II; negative regulation of transcription by RNA polymerase II. The record is from RefSeq and is a predicted model, not a curated record.